AUGUCCUUCUUGAAGAAUUUCUUCGGUACCUCCGCCCCGGCGCCUGAGCCGGUGAAGGAGAAGAAGGAGCCCAUCCGUGCUCUGCCUGCUUCAUGGUACACUUCCCAAGCUAUGUAUGAGCUUGAGCGCCGAUCGAUCUUCUCGCGCAAAUGGCUCCUCACUACACAUAAGCACCGCGUCCCCAAUGCCGGUGACUGUGUUCAAUAUGACGCCGCUGGUUACGAGUUCGUCAUCGCCAAGGAUCACGAAGGAAACGUCAAGGCUUUCAACAGUGACCUCAUUCCCGUUCAUGUGCACCUUGACAAGAAUGGUUUUGUCUGGGUCAACUUGGAUGCCAGUGAGACCCCUGAGGUAGCUUGGAAGGAUGACUUCGAGGGAGUCGAUGAGCAGCCCCGAUUCGAGCACUACAACUUCGAGGAAUACCAAUUCGAUCACACCUGGGACAUGGAGGGCAACUUCAACUGGAAGAUCUUGGCUGACAACUACAACGAGUGCUACCACUGCCAAGUUGCCCACCCUGAUAUCCCCACCAUUGCCGACCUCAACUCCUACUACGUCAAGACCAAGGGCGGCCACAUUCAGCACUACGGUGCCCCCCGUCAGGAUCAGAUUGAGAAGGGCUUCCGGAUAGCUACCACUUACUUCUGGCCCAACGCCUCUUUCAACAUCUCUCCCAACUUCUUCUUCAUGCAGCGAUUCACUCCCACCAGCCCUACCAAGUGUGUAAUGCGGUACGAAGUCUAUCGCCACAAGGAUGCCACCGAUGAGGCCUUCAACCUCAUCAGCGACAUGUACAAGCGAAUCAUGUCCGAGGAUAAGUACCUCUGCAUCCACUCCCAGAAGAACCUCAACGCCGGUGUCUUUGUCAACGGCCAGCUCCACCCCGAGAUGGAGCAGGGUCCUCUCCACUUCCAGAAGACUGUGCGCGAUGUCGUCACGGAACACCGCUCCAAGGAGGAGGAUGUUGGCCAUGAGAUCUGGCCCGCUCACCAGGCUGUUCCGGCUGUCAGCCAAGAAGAGAUCGCUUUCCGGACAGGCACAGACAGCUACGUCAAUGAGAAUGACUCGUUGUUGGGAGGCCCUCUUGCCCCAGCAAUUGCUGUCUAG
Penicillium antarcticum is the source of this 1107-nucleotide messenger RNA. RefSeq lists its product as uncharacterized. Bases 1 to 1107 code for a protein of 368 amino acids. The transcript has 2 exons. Gene Ontology annotation, molecular function: 2 iron, 2 sulfur cluster binding; iron ion binding. The record is from RefSeq and is a predicted model, not a curated record. Lineage: Eukaryota; Fungi; Ascomycota; Eurotiomycetes; Eurotiales; Aspergillaceae.